Messenger RNA from Cucumis sativus (cucumber), 1917 nucleotides. RefSeq names its product lipid droplet phospholipase 1. The transcript is spliced from 11 exons. The record is from RefSeq and is a predicted model, not a curated record. Lineage: Eukaryota; Viridiplantae; Streptophyta; Magnoliopsida; Cucurbitales; Cucurbitaceae. Bases 280 to 1611 code for a protein of 443 amino acids.
AUUUUUGGAGCUUGUACAGGUGUAAGCUUUUUGACCAUAACCAAUGGAGGUUCUUCCAACAACAGCCGAUUGAUUCGGCCGAGAUUUUCAUUUCUCACAGCUAUUUUCUCUCUCUCUUUCUCUCCACCUAUUUUGCAGGGUAUGGGCUUUUCGCUUAAUCAUCGAAAUCGAAGAGGAUAACGAAAGUUAUGGCUUCUGGUUGACUCCACUUGGACAACAACAAUCUCACUCCUCUCUUUCUUCUCCCUUCCUCCUUCUGAUCAUUUUCUAUAUAUAUAUAUGGCAUUUGCCCCUUUCAUUCACGCGCGCUGUUGCUACAACCCCUUUAUUGGUCCUCAAAGAAACGGUUCUUCUCAUGGACCUGUAGGGAACUCCUCGUUUUCUUCUUCCUCUUCCUCCUGUUCUUCCUCUUCUCCCUGUUCUUCCUCUUCUGAUUUGAAUCACAGUUGGAGAUUACCUGGCUUUGGAUCUCAAGCUAUGAGUACUUCAACCCUCGGAACAUUCUCAUCAUCCAAUAGCAUUGGAAAUGUGCAAAACAAGCCCGAUCAUCUUCUUGUCCUUGUUCAUGGCAUCAUGGCUAGCCCAAGUGAUUGGACAUACUUUGAAGCAGAGUUGAAAAGGCGUCUUGGAAGAAACUAUUUAAUAUAUGCAAGUUCGUCAAAUAGUUUUACUAAAACUUUCACUGGAAUUGAUGGAGCCGGAAAAAGAUUAGCUGAUGAGGUCUUGCAAGUGGUACAUAAAACAGAGAGCUUAAAAAGGAUAUCUUUUUUGGCCCAUUCUCUUGGUGGUUUGUUUGCGAGAUAUGCUAUUGCUGUACUUUACAAUAACUCAAGUUCAUUGAAUAGUAGCAGCAUGCCAAAUGAUCCUUGCAAUUCUUCGAAAAAAGGUGUAAUUGCUGGACUUGAGCCGAUCAGUUUCAUUACCUUGGCAACUCCUCAUUUGGGAGUGAGAGGUAAAAAGCAGCUUCCUUUUCUUCUGGGAGUUCCUCUACUAGAGAAACUUGCUGCACCAAUAGCUCCUAUUGUCGUGGGUCGAACGGGUAGUCAACUAUUCCUUACCGAUGGAAAACCUUAUAAACCACCACUUCUAUUAAGAAUGGCAUCCGAUUGUGAUGAAGGGAAAUUCAUAUCUGCCCUGGGUUCUUUUCGGUCCCGCAUUCUUUAUGCCAAUGUAGCUUAUGAUCAUAUGGUUGGUUGGCGCACUUCGUCUAUAAGGAGGGAAAAUGAACUUAUCAAGCCGCCUCGCCGAUCAUUGGAUGGUUACAAGCAUGUCGUAGACGUGGAAUAUUAUCCUCCUGUUUCCUCCGCUGGUCCCCAUUUCCCCCCUGAAGCAGCUCAAGCAAAGGAGGCCGCACAAAAAUCACCAUCCACAAACAAUACUGAGGAUUAUCAUGAAAUCAUGGAAGAGGAGAUGAUUCGCGGCUUACAACAGUUGGGAUGGAAAAAAGUUGAUGUCAGCUUUCAUUCCUCAUUCUGGCCGUUCUUCGCACAUAACAACAUCCACGUGAAAAACGAAUGGCUUUACAAUGCUGGUGCUGGCGUGGUAGCUCAUGUUGCAGACACACUCAAGCAACAAGAACCGUCUUCAUUUGCCCCUCUGGCAAGCUUAUAGCAGUCAGCUAUAUCUCAGUUGCAGUAGAAUUUAAUCAUGUUGAAGAAUAAGCAGGUUGCAAAAAUGAGAGAGUAUCACAUCACAGAUUGUUUUAUACUGUCAUAGUUUAGUAUAUUGUGUAGCUUGUUGGAUGAAAGGGUUUUUGCAUAGCUCUGAGCCACAUGUAAAAAGCUUUAUCAGGGAGAAAUUAAGGGCAAUUCUAUAUUUGUUUCUCUACAAACAUGAUGCUGAAUAAAAAAAAAAAAAAGUAACAUUAAUCAUCAUGAUGAUUAGCAAUAAACUAGGAUUGUUAUUCCUUCUUCCAUA